UUUCUAUUGACACUGACACUAAAGUGACAUAAUCGAAACCUGUGUAAUAUAACCUAAAACCAAAAUAUAAGCACAUUUUUCAAUUGAUUAGUAUUAGCUUAGUUUAAACAUGGCUAAUAAUUACAAAAAGAAAGGCAAGAAUAAAAAGAAGAAACAACUUAGGGCUAAAAAUGUUGCUGCUGGUGAAGAACGGUCAGAAGAUCAUCAGGACCAAGUUGAGGAUCAGGGAAACGAAUCUGAUGAUCAAGGUGAGCCCACUAGUGACAAACCUAUUAAGAGACAACACGAAAACGAUGAUGACUCUGACGCUGAAGACAAACCGAAGCGAAAGAAGAAGAAGAAGCAACCUGUUGCUACAGAAUCAACAGACAAGAAAGGAAAUAAGUCAAUUAGACAAAUAAAAAGAGAAAAGCAUGCAGCACGCCAGGCUGAGGCUCAGACCGCAGCUAAAGAUCAGCUUAAAGGUCAAUGUAUAAAUUACCUAUCACAGUGGAAACAUGACAAACAAAACUGGAAGUUCAUGAAAGCAAAACAAGUAUGGCUUUACAAGAAUAAAUUUUCAACACAUUUAAUACCAGACUCUUCAUGGCCAGUGUUUUUAGAAUAUUUUGAAUCUGCACAAGGCAAUAUUCGCAACAUGUUGUUGGAAGAUGCUAAAAAAAUUAUUAAACAAAUGGACGAAUGGACAGAGUCUCAAAAUGGGGAUGGAAAAAACAAAGAGAUUGAAGAUGGAGAUGACGAAGAAAAUGAAGACGAUGAAUCAGGCUCACAAACCAAGAAACCUGAUAAUAAUGUAUAUAAGAGAGCUAGGGAUUUAAUACAAUGUCUAGAAGAAUAAA
Molecule: messenger RNA, 839 nt
Organism: Helicoverpa armigera (cotton bollworm)
Lineage: Eukaryota; Metazoa; Arthropoda; Insecta; Lepidoptera; Noctuidae
Exons: 1
Coding region: 110-838 (242 amino acids)
Source: RefSeq, a predicted model, not a curated record